This is a messenger RNA of Paramecium sonneborni, 497 nucleotides long. The record is from the annotation of a GenBank genome assembly. Lineage: Eukaryota; Ciliophora; Oligohymenophorea; Peniculida; Parameciidae.
AUGAAAAAAAAAUAUCUAAAAAUUGUAACAUCUAAAUCUUUUUAAAUACUGUUGGCGAUUAAAUUGAAGGAGAGUUUUGAGUGUAAACCUGAAUAUGAAAUUUAAUUAGAUUUUAUUUUGAGAUUUGCUCAAAAAAAUUAACCUCCUUCCAAAAAUAUUUUGAGAUAGGCUUAAAGUGAGAUUUUGAACAAAAAUAUUGCUCUUAAAAAAUUUAUAAGCUAUGUUGCUUGAAAUUUUAAGGAGAAGGAGCUAUCCCAUAAAAGUUUAGACAAAUAAAAAGAAUUAAGAUAUUUUUAACAUAAGAAAUAUAUUUGGAUUCGAAUAAGUCAAUUUUUAAACUUCUAUACUCUUAUUUGAUAAAUAGAAGAGGGUGUGCAUCUAAUGAAUUUAUGAAUGCCAAAUUAAAUUAUUUGGUUCCUAAAAUUUUAAUGAAUUAUUAAGCCUCUUUAACAUAAAAAUAAUAUCUAAUAUUUAGGCACGGUUAUUUUAGAAGUUGA